AUGAAGAAUUUCUUGAACCUGUCGAAAUGUUUCUCUGUUCCGUUUCUCGAGACAUAUUACUGUGUAAAGUUCCCUCCGAACUAUAUUCUUAAUUCCAAUGCUUACAUAUUACAUAUUUUUGAGGUUCGUGCCACGAUGAAAAUUGCUGUCGUGACAGGUGCCUCCUCUGGAAUAGGAAGGGCGAUCAGUGUACGCCUCUCACAAGAAGGCUAUGCUUUGUCACUGAGCGGGCGCGAUGAGAGAGCUUUAGCAGAAACUGCUACGAUGUGUAAAGAAGCAGGAGCCGGGAGGGUGAGAAUCACUGCUGGCGAUUUAUGUGACGAGUUGAAUGCCAAGAAGCUAGUUGAGGACACGCUGGAGGAAUAUCAACGAAUAGAUACUUUGAUAAAUUCGGCUGGAAUACUGGUGUCUGGAAACGUUCUGGACACUGAAAUCGAUCAAUAUGACCGUCAAAUGGAUGUGAAUGUGAGAAGUGUUGUGCGUUUGACAAGGAUAGCUCUCCCACACAUCAUCAAAACGAAAGGGACUAUAGUUUCUGUUUCCAGUAUCACAGGACCGUGUCCAUUUCCCGGCGUCUCAUAUUACUGCAUGUCUAAAGCAGCACUAGAUCAAUUUACAAAAUGUCUUGCUUUGGAGAUGGCACCACACGGAGUUCGUGUCAAUGCCGUGAACCCUGGUGUCAUUGUCACCAAUGUUCACAGGAGAUCUGGAAUGGAUGACAAGAGUUACGAAAAGUUUCUUGAGAAGGGGAAAGUAACUCACGCUCUUGGUCGCGUCGGGGAGGCGUCUGAAGUGGCGGAAGCCGUUUUCUUUCUCGCUUCAGAAAGGAGCUCUUUCACGACUGGAGAACUGCUAAGAGUGGAUGGUGGACGAGGAUUAAUGCACCCUCGUUAA
Messenger RNA from Necator americanus (New World hookworm), 894 nucleotides. RefSeq lists its product as uncharacterized. Gene Ontology annotation, molecular function: oxidoreductase activity. Bases 1 to 894 code for a protein of 297 amino acids. The record is from RefSeq and is a predicted model, not a curated record. NCBI's taxonomy places the organism in Eukaryota, Metazoa, Nematoda, Chromadorea, Rhabditida, Ancylostomatidae. The transcript is spliced from 8 exons.